AUGGACUUCGAGUCUUCAGACAGCAGCUCCACCCCCUGCAACCCGCAGCUGCUGGAAGCCGCCCCAGCGCCUGCAGGGCCAGGCUCUCUGCGCCGGCGGCGGCGCCCGCAGUCCCGCCGCGGCUCCGCCGCGAAAGCAGAAGCAGCAGCAGCAGCAGCAGCAGCAGCAGCAGCAGCAGCAGCAGCAGUUCAGCAGCAGCAGCAGCUUCCCGCGCAGCCAGCAGCAGCGACAAGUGUGAAAAAGGAGCAAAAGGAAAGCCCCUGCUUUUGCUCCCCAGCGUCUUCUGAACUUUCAGAAGUACCCAAAUGGCAAGACCCCCAAGGGCAGCCCAGCCAACCCAGCAGCAGCAGCAGCAGCAGCAGGGGCCCCCCUGCUGCUGCUGCUGCUGCUGCUGCUUCGGUGUCUCGCCAGGCGCCCCCUUCUCUUUCCACCCGCUUGCCGGGUUCCUUCAAGACCCCGGGGGGGCCCCCUGGAGGGGCCCCCCCACGAGAGGAAGGGGCCCCCCGAGCCGCAGGGGGCCCCCCAGGAGAGGGGGCCCCCCGCGGAGGGGGGGCCCCCGGUCGGGGGCCCCCUGAGGGCAGCAGCAGCAGACUUGGAGGGUUUCCGAGGUCGGUGAGGGAGGGCGUGAGUUUGCUGCAGCAGGUGCAGCAGCAGGCGCAGCAGGUGCAGCAGCAGCUGCUGCAGCAGCUGCAGCGGCAGGUGCAGCAGCAAAUCGCGGGGGCCUCCUCCGCCUGCGCCUCGGGGGCCUCUGCUUUGCUGCUAGCAGCAAAGUACACUUGUGCUGCUGGCUGUGCUGCUGCUGUGGGGCUCGGGUGUAUGUCCACCUGCUUCGCUUUUGCUGCAGCAGGAAGUUAUUAUCUUUUGUCUUCUUAUUCCACUCCUCCUCCACUUCAGGAGUUUCCAGUUUAUUUCGACUAUUACCCUAAAGUUGCAUUGGCCCUUACUUCCCUCCACCGGGGCCCCCCGGGGCCCCCGGGGGCCCCCCCGGGGGCCCCCUGGGGGGCCCCCUGGGGGGCCCCCGAGGGGGCCCCCGCAGGGGCCCCCCCUGCGGACUGGGGGGCCCCCCACUCGCUGCUGGGGGGGGCCCCGGGAGAGGCCCAGGGGCCCCACGGGUGCAGCUGCGCGCCGUUUGCAGCAGCUGGGGCUGCCACAGACUUUGCUGCUGCUCCCGCUGCUGCUGCUGCUGCUGCUGGGGGCCCCGCGCCGCGGGCGCCCGGGGGGCCCCCCUGGGGGCCCCCCUCGGGGGCCCCCGCGGCAUGGGGCCUCUCAGCCUUGGAAGAGCCCCUGGCCGUCGCAACUGUACCCUUCAGCAACAGGUCUUGGGAGCUGCUGCCAGCAGAUGAGUUCAUGUUUGCUGCUCCUCUUCUUUCCAUUUCUUCCCACUGGCCUCACCAGCACCGCCUCUACCCGCAGCAGCAGCAGCAGCAGCAGCAGCAGCAGCAGCAGGAAGAGGAGGGCGCGAAGCUGCCUGGCUUCGCUGCGGACCUGAUACUGACUCUGGCGCUGCAGGACAGCUGCAGCAGCAGCAGCAGCAGCAGGGGGCCCCCUGCUGCUGCUGCUGCAGUGAUGGUGUCUUUGCUGCUGUUCUCGCGAGAGGGCCCCCUGGUGGCGCGCAGCAGCAGGGCCUUGCCUGCUGCUGCUGCCUGCGGGCCCCCCUGGGCCUCGCUGCUGCAGCUGCUGCUGGGGGGGGGCCCCCAAAAGACCCAAAUCCUUAUGAUGGAGCAGCUGGGGGCCCCCCUGCUGCUGCAGCUGAAGUUCGCGAGGGUUUAUCUGUACCCUCCUGUGGCUGUUUCCCAAGCAGUGCUGCAGGUGCUGCCGAGGCCCCGGGGCCUCCGCCGAUUUGCAAUUCAGCAUCCCUUUUUGUCGCUGCUGCUGCUCACGCUGCUGCUGCUGCUGCUUGCUGCUGCUGCUGCUCUCCUCUGCUGCGCCUGCUGCUGCUGCGGCUACUUGCUCUUCCUAGUCAACCAAAACGCCCCACAGCCGCCCCUCCUGCAAACCCAGCAGCAGCACCAGAGGCCCCCACUGGGGGCCCCCAAAGGGGGGCCUCCUUGGGGGGCCCCCACAGGGGGACCCCCCCAGCGUGGGGGCCCCCAGUGUGGGGGCCCCCUUGCACAGACCAUGGAAAGCAGUCUCACUUGA
Messenger RNA from Eimeria necatrix, 2139 nucleotides. RefSeq lists its product as hypothetical. Gene Ontology annotation, biological process: regulation of transcription by RNA polymerase II. Lineage: Eukaryota; Apicomplexa; Conoidasida; Eucoccidiorida; Eimeriidae. The transcript has a single exon. The record is from RefSeq and is a predicted model, not a curated record. The coding region runs from base 1 to 2139 and encodes 712 amino acids.